AUGGUUUCCAACGUAGCUAGGAGUCCUCAACUCAAAUUGUCUCACUUAAUGUCGUCAAUGCCAGCCUUUUCAUUUAUUGAAGAACUUGUUAAUAUCCCACAGCCAAAUGAGUCCAACUUCGUGUCACUUCUGCAACACGAUUUAUUCAAGAUUAACAAAGCAUUGGAUGACAUUGAUCUAUAUCUCAACGACUUAAUUGUUGUUUUCAACAACAUCAAAGAAGUUUCAAGGCAUACUAUUAAUGUACUAGAUUGGUUCUAUGAAGGUAAGACGGCAUUACAGAAUUUACUUCGAGAUAUGGAUAGCAUUGAUUCGAUAAUUUCGCGACUUUUGUUGGUGAUUGAGUCCACUGAUUCAUCUGUCCACAUUAGUCAAGGAAUGAUCAGAAAGUUUGAAGAAGUUAGCGAUGUCUUGUUGGAUGUUAAGAAGUCCCUGAUCAUUUUAAAAAAAAAUUUGGAUGUAUCAACUAAUUACCACGAUUUAAUGGAGUCAGUUAUCAAGUCGUUAACCAUCGAGAUAGAAGAAUGUACAAAACUGGUAAUCAAGAUGAAAGAUUAUAAGUUGUCAAGCCCGAAACGAGUUUUACCAAAGUUCAACUUGAAUGAUAUUGUUUCUAAAAUGAAGAUUAAUGAAUUUAUUAGCACAUCAGUUUCAGUAAAGUCAAUCAGACUUCCAACAUUUAAUGAUUUGGAUCAGGAGAUUUAUGAAGAGUUUAUGUGUGUGGAGCAUAAGAUCCUUCCAUUACGUAUAUCACUUGAUAUUGUUCCAGCAAAAAUUGAGGAAUUCAAUACCCUUUGUCUGCUGAGUUCGUUUAAAGUAUCAAGAGAACAUGUUCUCUCAAACUACGAGGUAAUGUUGGAUAAAUGGAAGUUUUUGGAUAAGCAGUUUAAACUCUUCAAGCUGGAGAAUAUCGAUAGCAAAUGGAAUGUCAUUUUCAUGUAUUUGAUUCACCAAAUUGAACAGGAAUGUGACGGAUUGAUUGAUAUUUUGGCAUUUUCUGACACCACUAGUACAGAUGGAAAUUCAACGAUUAGCGAAGACAUUGGUUCAAGAUAUAAGGUGUGUUCAAAUUCGAUCAAUUUGAUCGAGAGUGCAAUCAUUGAAGGUAUAACCACUGAUAAAGAAAUUCCCCAAGCAUAUAAUAAGAAAUUGCACCCAAAAUGGAUGGAAGUUAAUGAUUUGAUAUUACGAGUUAAAGCUGAUCUGGAUAUGCAUGAUACAAAGUUUCAACAAAAGCAGAAACUAGCACCGAAAAGUAAAGGAUUACGCUCAUUUCGUACCAUGUCGAAAAACUCACAUCAUGAUGUAUUUGAUCGCCCAAUGAGUAAUGGGAUAGGAAUCGAUUUCAAUGUCGAUGUUGAGUCUGUUACAAUGCCAUUGAGUGUCACAAAGAAGGAUCGAGUAAAGGACUUUCUCACUGGUGAGAAACCCAAGGGAAAGGAUUUGAAAAAUACUCUUAUUCAAGUGUUUGAAGGGAUGAAUAUUCAAGAUCGAGAAGAUGAAGAAGAGACAUUGGUUAAAACGCCCUUACUUAAAGGUCCAAUCGAAUUGCAGAAACAACAAAGACAAAAGGUCGUUUCAUUUGAUUUUGAUAGUUAUACUAACAACAUACUAAAUUCAAGCUCACGUCCUGCGUCAAAAUUGCCUCGCAUUGUUUCAAAUUAUAUUGAAUUGGGGUAUCCUAAAUUUCCUAAAAAGGGAGGUUUCACAAGGAUUCCGGAAAUUGAUGUUACCCACCCUGUUUUCCAGUCUCCUUAUAGAGGAAAUUUUCAGCACGCUAACCGUACACUACCCAUUAGCAUUGACAUUUCACCUCCUUCGUGUAAAGACCCAACUGAUCCUUUUUAUAUAACUCGAUCAAGAGCUAGCUCAAACGCUACUGUUAUUGGCAGACCAAAUUCAUUACUUAACGAAACCACGAUUCCAAAUCUAGCUUAUUCUCGAAGACUCAGCUAUAACUGUACGUCGCCAGAGCGACCAUUAUCGUCAUUGGGCUCACGGUUUGAUGACGAAAAUUUGCUAAAGUCGCUUCAUGAAAAUCGACCAAUUUGGAAAUAG
Molecule: messenger RNA, 2058 nt
Organism: Lodderomyces orthopsilosis Co 90-125
Lineage: Eukaryota; Fungi; Ascomycota; Pichiomycetes; Serinales; Debaryomycetaceae
Gene: KAR9
Product: Kar9p
Exons: 1
Coding region: 1-2058 (685 amino acids)
Biological process (GO): establishment of spindle localization; nuclear migration along microtubule; mitotic spindle orientation checkpoint signaling
Cellular component (GO): mating projection tip; cell cortex; spindle pole body
Source: RefSeq, a predicted model, not a curated record